Molecule: messenger RNA, 3099 nt
Organism: Panthera uncia (snow leopard)
Lineage: Eukaryota; Metazoa; Chordata; Mammalia; Carnivora; Felidae
Gene: ZNF436
Product: zinc finger protein 436
Exons: 3
Coding region: 882-2294 (470 amino acids)
Biological process (GO): central nervous system development; regulation of transcription by RNA polymerase II
Cellular component (GO): nucleus
Molecular function (GO): DNA-binding transcription factor activity, RNA polymerase II-specific; RNA polymerase II cis-regulatory region sequence-specific DNA binding
Source: RefSeq, a predicted model, not a curated record
CGUAGUGCGUGGGCGGAGCUCAAAGUUCCAGCGCGGCCGCCGAGUCUCCCCUGGGGAGUGGGCGGCUGCCCCUUUUCUCUCAGGCCCCGGCUGUCAAAUUAGGGCUAAUCCCAGCAGAACUCAACACAAGCCAGCGCCUAUAUUAGGCCCGACGUCGAAGUUAAGGCCCGACUCAAGACAAGCAUAAGGUCGUGAGGAGAUGCAGGGCGAUCCCUCUGGCUUAAUCGGGCCGUGGUCACCGAGAGACGAAAGCGAAAGAUACUCCUUCCUGGCUAGGAGGACGCCCUUCCUUCUUCACCCUUUUGUUCUUUUCCCUCCUUGGUUUUUGGCCUCUGACUGGCCUUUGUACGCGGGAAUGGAACUCCAACUCCCGGCAGGCCACGGGAGCAGGCGCAGGCGUGAUCGAGGUGCUCAGCCACGCUACAAGAGGCGGGCCUAGUGUUCAGCAUCUGAUUGGCAAAGCGUUUUGCAACCUUCGCUCGCUGAUUGGCUGAGAUAGCUGCCGGAAAGGGCCAGCCUCGAGAUGGGAGAGCGGAGGCGUUCUGUGGGCUGGGCUGAGAGCCUCCUCCCCGAGACAGCAUCGACUUGACCCCCGGCCCCGGAGGGCCCGAGCUAGGGGGCUGUCUUAGUAAAUUCCGGCAGUGCCUCCACCCUCCGGUGGCGGAGACACAGAGGGCGGGUCGCACUCGAGGGUCAGGAAGGAGAGUGACCCGGCCCGGGUCCCGGGCCCUCCCCACCCGCCUGGCGGCCAGAACUCCAGCCCUGGGGAGUGGGCAGGGCCUAUCUUCCGUGCCUCACGCCCUGCUUUUCGCCUCCUUUAGCGCUGUCUGCUAGCUGCUUUUCCUGCUCUCUCUUCUGGGAGGCGAAUCCUUGAGCCCGAGAUGGCAGCCACCCUGCUCAUGGCUGGGUCCCAGGCACCUGUGACAUUUGAAGAUAUGGCCAUGUACCUCACUCGGGAAGAAUGGAGACCUCUGGAUCCUACACAGAGGGACCUUUACAGGGAUGUCAUGCAGGAGAAUUACGGAAACGUUGUCUCACUAGAUUUUGAGAUCAGGAGUGAGAACGAAGUGAAUCCAAAGCAAGAGAUUAGUGAAGAUGUGGAAUUUGGCACUGCAUCUGAAAGACCUGUGGGGAACACCGAGGAAAAUCCUGAAAAUGAAGAAGGCUUUGAAAGCAGGGAGAGACCCGAAAGACAGUGGGGAGAUUUAGCAGCCGAAGAGUGGGUGAGCUAUCCUCUUCAACAAGUCACUGACCUGCUCGUUCACAAAGAAGUCCACACGGGCAUCCGGUAUCAUAUAUGUUCUCAUUGCGGAAAGGCCUUCAGUCAGAUCUCAGACCUUAAUCGACAUCAGAAAACCCACACCGGAGACAGACCCUAUAAGUGCUACGAAUGCGGAAAGGGCUUCAGUCGGAGCUCACACCUCAUUCAGCAUCAAAGAACACACACCGGGGAAAGGCCUUAUGACUGUAACGAGUGUGGGAAAAGUUUCGGAAGAAGCUCUCACCUCAUUCAGCACCAGACGAUCCACACUGGAGAAAAACCCCACAAAUGUAACGAGUGUGGGAAAAGUUUCUGCCGGCUGUCUCACCUCAUCCAGCACCAAAGGACCCAUAGUGGGGAAAAGCCCUACGAGUGUGAGGAGUGUGGGAAAAGCUUCAGCCGGAGCUCUCACCUAGCUCAGCACCAGAGGACCCACACGGGUGAGAAGCCUUACGAGUGUAAUGAAUGUGGGCGAGGCUUCAGCGAGAGAUCUGAUCUCAUCAAACACUAUCGGGUGCACACGGGGGAGAGGCCCUACAAGUGUGAUGAGUGUGGGAAGAAUUUCAGUCAGAACUCCGACCUGGUGCGCCAUCGCAGGGCCCACACGGGAGAAAAGCCGUACCACUGUAACGAAUGUGGGGAGAAUUUCAGCCGCAUCUCGCACUUGGUCCAGCACCAGAGAACGCACACAGGGGAGAAGCCGUACGAAUGUAACGCCUGUGGGAAAAGCUUCAGCCGGAGCUCUCAUCUCAUCACACACCAGAAAAUUCACACCGGAGAGAAGCCCUACGAGUGCAAUGAGUGUUGGCGAAGCUUCGGAGAAAGGUCAGAUCUCAUUAAACACCAGAGAACCCACACCGGAGAGAAGCCCUAUGAGUGCGUACAGUGUGGAAAAGGUUUCACUCAGAGCUCCAACCUCAUCACCCAUCAAAGAGUUCACACGGGAGAGAAGCCUUACGAAUGUACUGAGUGCGAGAAGAGUUUCAGCCGGAGCUCGGCGCUUAUUAAACAUAAGAGGGUACAUACUGACUAAGUCCUGUAAUUAUAAGAAAUGAUUCACUUGAAGGUACAAUUUUAUUUGAUAGCAAAGAGCUCCCUCAAGACGGAGCUGCUUUUACCGUAGUGAGGUUCCUUGCCGGCCAUCGUUUGAAACAUCAAAGAAGAUCAGCCAUUUGAAAUUCUGACCCACAACUUUGGGAAUGUUCCCCCCUUCUCCCAAGGAGUGAUUUUUUUUAUUCACUGAAUAGUAAUGAAGUACUUCAUCAGAAUCAGCUCCACAAGUAACUGGGAAUCUGAAGACCAGGGGAUGCAUGCUGGUAAAUCCUCAGGAUUGGAAAUGGAGUAAAUCCUUAAAAGUUAUCUCUCUCAUCCGUGGCCCAAAGAACUAUGCUAGGGGGAACGUUGGACUGUAAUAGGGUGGUCACAGCUGCUUCGGAAAAAGACAACCAGAGACUGCCUGAAUUGCCACACCUGUUCACUCUCCAUAACUGUUGGGCACGCACAUCUUCCCCCUUGAAAGGCGUUUUCCUUGAGUUGCGUAUGCAUUUGUAUCUUUCCAUCUUCCUGAGGGCAGGAUUCUGCACGAUGAAGGCAACGAUCAUAACCGUUUCCCUCAUUGUCCCUAAUUACCUUUAUUCAAGCUUGCAUCUUUGCAAGAGCUAACUACAGAUGCAGAUUAAAAGGAAACAUGAGACACGGGUUUGGGGACCAAGGACUCAUCAAUGGUGGUGACUUUAGCAAGAGCUGGUUACUGUUGUUAUUGCCACUGAUCAAAAUGUAUUCCUUUUCUUUGGGGGAUCACUGUAGGGAACAAUGUAGGGAGGGUAUCUUCAAGGGAA